AUGCCGCCUCCCCGCUCCCCAUACGCGCAUCUCCCCGUGUCACCCAUAAACUGCCCCGACCAGUUCAACUUUGCGCGGGAUAUCGUCGACGCGCACGCGAAGAGACUCCCUGAUGCCACCGCUUUGCAUUGGGUAUCACAAGACCUCUCGACGUGUCACCAGCUGAGUUACAGCCACUUCUCGCGGCGCUCUAACCUCAUCGCCAAAGUCCUGUCCGAUCUUGGCCUGCAGGCGGGAGACCUCCUGAUCCUGAUCCUCCCACGGCUACCGGAGUGGUGGGAACUGGCAACGGCGUGCCUGCGUAUGGGCGUCAUUCUCUGCCCGUGUACGACGCUGCUGGUGGACAAGGAUAUCGAGUACCGGCUUAACGUCAGUGGGGCUGCUGCCUUUGUCGGUGAUGAGGUUGCGGUUGGCAAGAUGCUUAAGAUCCGGGACCGCUGCAAGAGCCUCAAGCAUGUGAUCCAGAUAAACAGCGUCUAUACUUCCAACCCCCGCGCAUCGGUACCCGCCAACGUCAUCGACUUUCACGCCUCGAUCGACAAGGUCCCGUCAGUCACCACAUACGAUGUUCCCUCGUCGCUGAAGCCAACCUCACCGGCCCUCUCAUUCUUCACUUCUGGCACCACGGGACCACCCAAGCUCGUGCUGCACAGUCAAGUCUCCUACCCGCUCGCCCACGCUCUCACCGGCACGCACUGGCUGCGUCUCCGGCCGCCGCCCCAACAAUCCCUGUACUGGAACCUCUCGGAGCAGGGUUGGGCCAAAGCGGCGUGGUCCUUCUUCUCGACGUGGAACUGCGGCGCCAGCCUUUUUGUGCACGACGACCGCCAACCCUUCUCGGCUAAGCGCACACUCCAAGUCCUGGCCAAGUUCCCCAUUACCACCCUGUGCGCUCCGCCCACAGUCUGGCGGCAGCUCGUCCUCGACGAGAACCGCAAGCUGAUCGAAAGCGGCGGACUGCGGCCUCGAUCCCUCAAGCACGCGACCGGGGCGGGCGAGCCGUUGAACGAGAGCGUCAUUCGCCGCUGGAAGGAGAUCAUGGGUAUGGAGAUCUGCGAUGGUUACGGGCAGACGGAAAGUAUCCUGGUGUGCGCGAACCAGGAAGGCAAGGAGGUCCGCUACGGCAGCAUGGGCAAGCCUCUGCCCGGCGUGCCACUGACGAUCCUCGAUGAAAACGGCCAGGAGCAGCGGGUCGACCAGGAAGGCGACAUCGCAAUCGAAGUGCUGGACCGGGGAAGGCAGACAUUCAUGGGUCUCUUCGACGGCUACAUUGACAUGAAGACGGGCAAGCUGGACCGCAAGCUUCGUGAGUUCGGCCAUGGCGACCAUGCUCGUCAAUUCUACCUUACAGGCGACCGGGCCUGGCGCGACAAGGACGGCUACUUUUGGUUCGUUGGCCGCAGCGACGACGUUAUCAACAGCAGCGGCUACCGCAUCGGUCCCUUCGAAGUCGAGUCCACACUGAAGCUACAUCCCGCAGUCGUCGAAUCAGCCGUCGUGGCCAGCCCGGACCCGCAGCGCGACGAGGUCGUCAAAGCCUUCGUCGUUCUGACUGACGGUGCGGCCCAGGCUCUGAAAACUAAAGGCGACACGGGCCAAGAGGAACUGACAAGGGAAUUGCAGGAUUUCUGCAAAGAGAACGCCGCGCCGUACAAGUAUCCAAGGAAGGUGCAGUUCGUAGACGCGAGCUUCUUGCCCAAGACCAUCAGCGGCAAGAUCCGGAGGGCCGAGUUGAAGAAGAUGGAGAAGGACCUGUAUCAGAAGGAGAAGGUAAAGGCAAAGCUAUGA
Molecule: messenger RNA, 1788 nt
Organism: Cyphellophora europaea CBS 101466
Lineage: Eukaryota; Fungi; Ascomycota; Eurotiomycetes; Chaetothyriales; Cyphellophoraceae
Exons: 1
Coding region: 1-1788 (595 amino acids)
Biological process (GO): acyl-CoA metabolic process; fatty acid biosynthetic process
Molecular function (GO): fatty-acyl-CoA synthase activity; fatty acid ligase activity
Source: RefSeq, a predicted model, not a curated record